AUGAAAAGAGAGACAUACCAUUUCGGCCCCACCUCCAACCUUGGUUUGAACCCUAGGUGUCUAGCACUCGGCUUCAAUUCAAUCACAUGGCUCUCUAGAAUUGGUCUUGGUCCAAACUUGGGUGCUCAAACCCUAUCAAGUCCAAGCCCCGGUCCUAGCUCACUUACUAGUCCUCGCUAUAAUCCCGUACACUCUAGACCUCACUAG
Messenger RNA from Dovyalis caffra, 207 nucleotides. The record is from the annotation of a GenBank genome assembly. NCBI's taxonomy places the organism in Eukaryota, Viridiplantae, Streptophyta, Magnoliopsida, Malpighiales, Salicaceae.